This is a messenger RNA of Pseudoliparis swirei, 3313 nucleotides long. Its product is annotated as LHFPL tetraspan subfamily member 2a protein-like. Lineage: Eukaryota; Metazoa; Chordata; Actinopteri; Perciformes; Liparidae. The transcript has 3 exons. The record is from RefSeq and is a predicted model, not a curated record. Gene Ontology annotation, cellular component: membrane. The coding region runs from base 1449 to 2108 and encodes 219 amino acids.
AGCCGAGGCCAAAUUAGAGACAGCUGCCACACUUACAAACUACAAAAAUCCUUCAAAACAUGCAGUCGGGGCCCCCGGCGUUAUUCACUGUUCCCCCGCUGCACAGUGUCCCCCCUAGAAUAUUCACACGGUCCCAUGUGACAGUCAGUCCCUGAGUUGUCACCGUUCCUCAGACCACAAUGUCAUGAGUGUGGUUUAUGUCUCCGGCUCAGCUCCCCGAGUGAGAAGAGGGGAAAGAACAGGAGGAGACACAGCAUGCCGAGGGAAUCUGAUCUGAAAUCUUUCCAGGAACCUCGUGACGGAGGUUCUCUGAUUACUUUGUGCUGCCUGGUAAAACAACACAGAGGUGGAGACACCGCUGUCCAUAUAUACGAUGCUAUACCCCCCAAAACAGAACUGUCAAGUAAAGCUUAGUCUCUAUUACUUCAGUCUAUUAAAUUCCACGUUGUGGUUAAUAUGCAAUUUUUGCAUUCUUGAAAAAAAAGUGUGACCAAUAGCCCACCACCACUCUCAUAUCAAGCUACAGCUAGCCGCCGGUUAGCUUAGCGUAAAGACCUGAAAAACAGGGAAACAGCUCGCCUGGCUCUGCCCACAGGUGUAAUCCACCUAUAAGCUAAUCAACAUGUUAUUGUUUGUUAAAUCUGUACAUCAGCCAAAAGUGCAAAAGCUGCAUUGAUUUAGUGAUUUGACAAGGAAGCAGAUAUAUGUGUGUAUAUAUAUGUAUAUUUAUAAAUAUAUAUAUAUACAUAGGCACGUGCACAGGUAGAGCCCUAGUGGUGCUCAAGCACGUGCCCCUUUGCCCUGGAUGAGAAAAGUGCCCUUUCUGUAUUCAUGUCAAAUACACAUUAUUGUGGUCGUCAUGCUCCGGUUUAUUUUUUCUGUUUUUUAGAUGUGAGACGGGAGUUGUUCUUCCAGAAAGCCCGUCGGCCCAAAGAUGAACGUUACGAUUAAAGUCUGUUUGAUUCACUCUACAGGUUGGAACCGACAUGCCACGUUCAGCGAGUCCAGAAGGCCGAGCCCUGUGUCCGGCUGCUGGGAGGCGAGGAGCUUCCAGACGGACUCUUCAGGAGCUGCUGGACGAGGUGCCGGCUCAUGUCUCCUGUCCUCAGCCUCCAGAGGACGUCAUUCAUGCUGCUGAGGAGACGUCCUCCUCCAUGUCGUCUGUUCUUUGGUUUUGUUUCAAUGUUCUCCAUCCAGUUAGGAGACGGAGCCAUGGCCGAGGGAAGCUGCUUCGGUGCGCUGUAGCCGCUCGGCGUGACCAGAGCCGGACCUUGCCCUCGGAAGAGGAAAGGAGACAUCUGCUCCGAUAAGGAUAGGAGCCGAGCAAGGAAUCUGUUGGACCUUUCUGUUUAUCAGGGAAAGGAAUUCAAACUCUUGUCGCUUCAAGAUUAUUCUUGUUUUUUAAAAUUUAUCAUCGGCUGUUGCCAUCCCGGAAAGAGUUUGACGCCAUGUGCCAUGUUAUUGUCACGUGCCGCUCCAUGCUGUGGACGCUGCUCAGCAUCGCGGUGGCCUUUGCCGAGCUCAUCGCCUUCAUGAGCCCCGAUUGGCUGCUGGGAUUCCCUCGCUCUGACCCCGGGGCCGGCGCGGGCCCCGGGGACUACCGGCCGUCUCUCGGCCUCUACAGCCGCUGCCUCCGCGUCGGGUCCCGGGGCGUGAUGGUGAGCUGCGCGCCCUACGCCGGGGCCUUUGGGGAAGUGGCCAGCGGCUUCUGGCAGGCGGCCAUGUUGUUUCUGGCCGCUGGGAUGUUCGUGCUGGGAGGCGUGGCCUGUAUCUCCGUGUUCAGCAUGUGCUUCCAGAGCAUCAUGAAGAAGAGCAUCUUCAACAUCUGCGGACUGCUCCAGGCCAUCGCAGGCCUGUUGCUGAUGGUGGGCCUCAUGCUGUACCCCGCCGGCUGGGGUUCCGACAAGGUGAUCGGCUACUGCGGGCCCGAGGCCUCGCCCUUCAGGCCCUCCCUGUGCUCCCUCGGCUGGGCGUUCUACGCGGCCAUCGGGGGGACGGUGGGGUCCUUCCUGUGCGCCGUUCUGUCCGCGCAGGCGGAGAUCGCCACCUCCAGCGAUAAGGUCCAGGAGGAGAUCGAAGAGGGGAAGAGUCUGAUCUGCCUGCUCUGAGCCUGAGAGAUCAUCCCCGUGUGAUUUCUUCCCGUAGAUCUCGGUGGAGGGAGGACGGACAUUUCUCCGAGUGAUUAACUUCGAGAUAGUUUUGGAUAAAAUCAAUGAUUGUUCAAAAGAUGGAAGACUCUGUGACGACUUCAGGCUGAGCGGUUAAACGGACAAAAGGGCUCCGGCACACCAGCAGACCAAUGCACUUUGCCUCUGGACCAAUGUUUUUCUGCCCGUGACAGUGUUUUUAUAUUUGUACUAACUCUCACCUUAAACAAACCACUGUGCUGGGAUAGAUUAGUUUAGAGGAGUUGGUAGCGGACGCGUCGUUAGCGUUCCCGCCAGACUAACUGUGUAACGCCACUAUAUGUUCAUUCCCACGGUUCACCUGCAAACCACUGAACACACUGCCAGACGCCUGCACUAAAACUCUACGCAACAGCUCGCAUGUGUGUGGGAGUGUCUGAGUGUGUGUGUGUGUGUGUGUGUGACAGACAUGAACUUUUGAGGUUUCUAAACGUCCACAUUCUCCCGAUUGUACGGCACAGCAGGACAGUCAGACCCCGUUAAAUGGAUUGUUUGCGCCUGUUAACUAGUUGAGUGUGUGCAACGGAGCAGGAAAGGAACAGAGGUUCAACUUUCAUGGUGCUCACAGGUGGGGGGGGGGUGGAGAGCAGGCUCCACUGUAUCUGGUGAUGGGCUCUCUUAUGACCCCGAGUACAGACGAGAUCUGGCUUUGUAAAGACGCUCAAGACACAAAAAGACAAAUCCAAGAAGCCUCCGUCUUUGCUGGACGAAUGCAAAGCGGAUCAACAGUGUUUUUUUUCCUUCCUGAUAUUUUCGGAGAUCCUCCCCGGUAUUGUGUUUUUUGCACUCGGCCCUCGACUCGUUCCACUCUGCUUCCUAUUUUCCCAACCGUGAUUCCUUGGAUUGCUGUAAAAAAUGUUUUAUAUAUCAACGUGACCGCUUUGUAGAUGAGAUGUGCAAUAAUUCAACUCGAGCGGGUUUUUGCCGCAAGAGCGAGCGAGACCCAGAGGAUGAGACAUUCCCGGUCCGUCUGUGCCUCAAUGAAUAGGUUUACUGUGUUUUUGUUACAUUAACAAAAGAGUUAACGGCCCCCGCGGCACAUUGAAUGAUGUCACAUUGUCCACGUGUGCGUGUGGAAAGAUACAGUCCGUACUUUGUACUCCAAUAAACCAGGCCUUCUUUAGUAA